AGCUGCAAUUAUAUAUAUAUAUAUAUAUAUGAUGAUGAUCGCUUGGCUAAUGCCUUAUAUAUAUAUAUUCAUAUAGAUUCAUCAAACGCCUCCUCUCUCUUUCCAGAGGUCGAAAAGGAGAGUCACAGAGAGAUUGAGAGAGUGUGUUUGUUGGGUCGUCAUCCUUCACUUCCUUUCUCUCCACUGUGAUUUCUUCGAUAGCGUCCUGACAACUCCUCCUCUUGCCUGUUUGUUCCUUCAUACUUUCUUGAACAAAUCCACUCUUUUGGCUCUGGAAUCGAUCAGAAUCAUGAAGCCUUGAGGCUUUUCCAGGGGAUUUUUUAUCAAUGGGUUGGGGAGAAUCGAGGGUUUGGGAGGCUAAGAAAGAUGGGGUUUCUCGGGAUUCCGGAUUGGGGCUUCAGUGGAGUCUCCCGGAGGGUUCUUUCCACCCGGGCGGCCUCUUUGCUAGUGUCGGCCAAGUGGGAAACAUGGGGUUCGGCAUUUCACCAAAUUCGCCCAAUUCUCGGGACAACAAUGGCGGAUUCAAAGUGCCUUACACCGAUUUGUACGUGAAGUAUAUGUCGUCGCCGGAAGGUGUACGGAUUGUGGGUAUUCCCCAGGAAACGGAUGUGGAAACUAAAUUGAAGAAGAAAGGCGGGCUUAAACUCAAAAUCAAGAUUGCGAAUCCUUCGUUGAGGAGGUUGAUAAGCGGGGGUAUUGCCGGGGCCGUGUCGCGGACGGCCGUUGCGCCAUUAGAGACGAUUCGGACGCAUUUGAUGGUUGGGAGUAGCGGCCAUUCUACUGCUGAAGUUUUCGACAAUAUUAUGAAGACGGAUGGGUGGAAAGGAUUGUUUAGGGGCAAUUUCGUUAAUGUUAUUCGCGUUGCACCGAGUAAAGCAAUAGAGUUAUUUGCUUAUGAUACAGUCAACAAGGCUUUGUCCCCAAAGCACGGGGAACUGCCUAAACUCCCUAUCCCUGCCUCACUGGUUGCCGGAGCCUGUGCUGGAGUUAGCUCCACUUUGGUAACUUAUCCAUUAGAGUUGCUUAAAACACGUCUAACCAUACAGGGAGGUGUUUAUGAUGGCCUGUUUGAUGCAUUUAUAAAAAUAUUGCAAGAGGGGGGACCCCGGGAGCUCUACAGAGGCCUCACCCCUAGUCUUAUUGGGGUAAUCCCAUAUGCUGCCACCAAUUACUUUGCUUAUGACACAUUAAGGAAAGCAUACCGGAAAGUAUUCAAGCAAGAGAAAAUCGGCAACAUAGAGACCCUUCUGAUCGGAUCUGCUGCUGGUGCGAUUUCAAGCAGUGCAACUUUCCCACUGGAAGUGGCUCGCAAGCACAUGCAGGUUGGAGCUGUGAGCGGGCGAGUGUACAAGGACGUGCUCCAUGCUCUCUCGAGCAUACUUGAACAAGAAGGAAUCCAAGGUUUGUAUAAAGGGCUUGGCCCGAGCUGCAUGAAACUGGUGCCUGCUGCUGGGAUUUCAUUUAUGUGCUAUGAAGCUUGCAAGAGGAUACUGGUAGAGAAUGAGGAGGAGGCAUAGGGGAGAAAUUUCAAAGGAACGGAGGAAAUUGAGUUGAUAAUUUACACCUAUCUUUACUUUACCUAUAUAUGAUGGGGGGCAUAUAUAUAUAGGUGAAGAUGGUAGGAGAAAUUUUUUAUUUAGAUGGGAGUUAUGCUGCAUCUUUUUGUGCUGAAUAUUUAUUUACUUUGGCUUUCAUUCAGUCCUAGGAGGCCGGUUUUUGGAGUUAAAAUGAUGUCUUUAACAACCCAUUACUGAAAUUUUUUUGAUUUCUUCUGAUCUGAAAA
Diospyros lotus (date-plum) is the source of this 1783-nucleotide messenger RNA. RefSeq names its product adenine nucleotide transporter BT1, chloroplastic/mitochondrial-like. NCBI's taxonomy places the organism in Eukaryota, Viridiplantae, Streptophyta, Magnoliopsida, Ericales, Ebenaceae. The record is from RefSeq and is a predicted model, not a curated record. Gene Ontology annotation, biological process: transmembrane transport. The transcript is spliced from 3 exons. Bases 327 to 1517 code for a protein of 396 amino acids.